AUGGCUCAUCUCCUCUUCUUAUCCUUCCUAAUUUGCAGACUAAUCCCUAUUGUAGGCCUCACUCUUCACUCCUCCGACCUCCUUCCUUUACAACUCCACAUCCAUCCUUCCACCACCUCCUCCGUCUCCACCGACUUCGGCGGCACCACUCACUCCACCCCUCUCGCUAUUCUUCACCCGACCUCCCCCCACGACAUCGCAAUUCUCAUACGCACUUCCUACCUUUCUCCUCAUCCUUUCCCCAUCUCCGCCCGCGGCCACGGCCACUCCAUCAACGGCCAAGCCUCCGCCCCUCAAGGUGUUGUCAUCGACAUGAGCCGAGACUCGGUUAUCUCCGAUCUCACCCAUGAUAGGCCACUACCCUUCUACUCUUCUACUCGUCAUGAGUAUUACGUUGAUGUUUGGGCCGGUGAACUCUGGAUCAAUGUCCUUUCUUGGACUCUCGCCAACGGCGGCCUCGCCCCUAAGUCAUGGACUGACUAUCUCUAUCUUUCUGUUGGUGGGACUUUGUCCAACGCCGGCAUCAGUGGCCAGGCCUUCCACCAUGGCCCUCAGAUCAGUAACGUCCAUGAGCUUGAUGUUGUCACCGGAAAGGGUGAACUCGUCACCUGCUCUGACGACCAAAACUCUGAGCUAUUUCAUGCAGUUCUGGGUGGUCUAGGCCAGUUUGGAAUCAUAACCAGAGCUAGGAUUGCUUUGGAGUCUGCGCCACAAAGGGUGAGGUGGAUUAGAGUACUCUACUCUAACUUCACUGCUUUUACCAAGGACCAAGAACGACUCAUCUCACUCCACUCUGAUUUCAAGAGAUUUGACUAUGUUGAAGGAUUUGUGAUUGUGGAUGAAGGGUUGAUAAACAACUGGAGGUCAUCAUUCUUCUCUCCUAGUAACCCUGUGAAGAUGAGCUCUUUGGGUGGUGCAAAUGGUGGUGUCCUCUAUUGCCUUGAAAUGACCAAGAACUAUAACGAGUAUAAUGCACACUCCGUCGACCAGGAUGUGGAGGAAUUGCUGAAGGAACUAGACUUCAUUCCGGCUUCGAUUUUCACUACUGAUCUCACUUACCUUGAGUUCUUGGAUAGAGUUCAUAAAGCCGAAUUGAAACUCCGCGCAAAGGGGUUGUGGGAGGUGCCUCAUCCAUGGCUCAAUCUCUUCGUCCCUGCAUCGCGCAUUGCCGACUUUGACCUUGGCGUUUUCCGUGGCAUCCUGGGCAACAAGACUAGUGGCCCCAUUCUCAUCUACCCCAUGAACAAGCACAAGUGGGAUGAUAGGACCUCGGUAGUUACGCCUGAGGAGGAUGUAUUCUACUUGGUAGCAUUCCUCCGUUCGGCUUUAGAUGAUUCCGGCGAGCCAAGCAAGACCUUAAAGCAUCUCAGCCGUGAGAACCAGGAGAUACUGGAGUUUUGCCGGAAAGAAGGCCUCAAAACCAGACAGUAUCUUCCGCACCAUGAGACUCAAAGUGAGUGGCAGCAUCACUUUGGUCGUAACUGGGACCGGUUUCGACAUCGGAAAGCUGAGUUUGAUCCCAAGUUCAUUCUUGGCACUGGCCAAGGGAUCUUUCAACCUUCUUCACUUCCAUACUCCUCUUUGUUCUUUUCAUAA
Molecule: messenger RNA, 1596 nt
Organism: Dioscorea cayenensis subsp. rotundata (Guinea yam)
Lineage: Eukaryota; Viridiplantae; Streptophyta; Magnoliopsida; Dioscoreales; Dioscoreaceae
Product: cytokinin dehydrogenase 5
Exons: 5
Coding region: 1-1596 (531 amino acids)
Biological process (GO): cytokinin metabolic process
Molecular function (GO): cytokinin dehydrogenase activity; FAD binding
Source: RefSeq, a predicted model, not a curated record